Mangifera indica (mango) is the source of this 871-nucleotide messenger RNA. RefSeq lists its product as uncharacterized. The record is from RefSeq and is a predicted model, not a curated record. The transcript has 4 exons. Lineage: Eukaryota; Viridiplantae; Streptophyta; Magnoliopsida; Sapindales; Anacardiaceae. Bases 155 to 700 code for a protein of 181 amino acids.
CUUAGAUUCCCGAGAAAAUUAUAACCAUUGAAAAGAUAAGCACUGACCUCAAUCAUUAAAAAAAUAAUUGUAUUGUUUAUCACUGACUUCCCAUCUCCAAUACACGUUGCUUUCUGGAGACGUAAAAGACAGACCAUCCAUUAAUUAGAUUAAAAUGGCUUCCAAGUUGUUGCUGUUGGUGGUGUUCGUGUUUGAUCUGAUUGCUUUUGGACUUGCGGUUGCAGCUGAGCAGAGGAGGUCUACUGCUGAAACCGCUGAUACUGGCACUUAUACCUACUGUAAAUAUGACAAGGAUAUUGCAACUAGCUUAGGUGUGGUUUCAUUCCUGUUCCUUUUAGCUAGUCAAAUCCUUAUUAUGGUGGCAAGUCGAUGCUUGUGCUGUGGGAAGGCUAUGAGACCUAGUGGUGCCAGGGCGUGGGCCAUCGUCUUAUUUAUCACCUGCUGGGUGUUCUUUUUCAUUGCUGAGGCUUGCUUGCUGGCGGGGUCAGUGCGAAAUGCCUACCACACCAAAUACAGGAUUUCCUUGGGCGACAAUCCCCCAUCUUGUGAAACUUUGAGAAAGGGAGUGUUUGGAGCUGGAGCUGCCUUCAUCGUCUUAACAGGCAUAAUCUCUGAGCUUUACUAUGUUAGCUUUUCCAGAGCUAAUGAUGGGAAGGCUCCCUACAGCAGAGACACUGGCGUGACGAUGGGAAACUUAUAGCUGAACUGAGAUUGAUGGGUUAGAAAUGUUUUUGCUUGUAAUUUUGCUAAUCAGUUGGCUUCAUAUUAUGAUAUGAAACAACGUAGUGUGUCAGGGCUUGUCACUUAGUGUAAAUUUAUUUUGCAUAUGGAAUUGAAUGACAGUCUUACCAAUCUACUAUUGUGUUUCAUA